GUGAGAAAGGGUGCGAUAAAUUAAUCUCGUUCCACAAAAAUAUAACGAAUAAUAGUAGUCACUCUCGCGAAUCCCUCAAAUGCUGUGCUACAUAUUUAUUCGCGUCUAGGUGCUUGCGACUUGACGACGGUAGGUGGGAGCUUUUAUGGAGAUGGAAAGAAUUAGGGGAUUUGUUUGAGAAGUCACGUUACCACGCGAGACAAACCAGGCGGAGUGACUACGCGACCCAGUAGAGAGGGUCAGCUAACGAUCAGACAUUCUAUAACUACAAUCCAAAUACUGUGUGGAUUUGGGAUUAUUCUUACGUGAACAAUGGGUGGCUGGAUCGUAACCACACUGGGGAUUGUCCUAGGGAUCGGUAUUGUUGUUACUCUGGUUUUCUACAAAAGAUACUGCAUCGGGUGGCCGUGGGGUGCGCGGAACAUCUGGAGUGUAUGCGAAGAGUGGCGACAGCGAUUAUCCUGGCUGUGGGCACCCCGGGAAGAGAAGGUGGGUCUGGUGAAGGCUCAGCAUCCAACUGCCCAGACGAUUCCCGGCCUUUAUCGACAGUCUGGAAAUACUUCCCAAAAUUUGCUGCACAGCGAUAGUGAUCUACGCCUGGAUGCCCAGGGAGCCUUUACCCGAUUUGAAGCGGUAGACAGGGAUCUGCAUCCUCCCCUGAGCACCGGAAGUGCCAUUCCCCCGCAGCCAUUGAGACCAGCCCCCCAGCCAAGACCAACACCAAGGCCCAGACCAACUCCACUGCAGGCACCAACAGCAGCGGACCAUCUGCGCAUGCAGCAGGCAGUACCUGGACCAUUAACUCCCCCUCCAAUCCCUAGAGCACCGGGCUCUCACAGGACAAAUGGACCCUCGGUCUUCUCAUUUCAGAAUGAGAUUCCCAAGGCGUACAGCUCCUACAGGACAACUAACGAUCAGCCGAUGCUCCAUCUGGAGAAAUACAAUCACACGGUCUUCGCCAACAUCCAGACUAGACCCUAUGCCCGACCAGCUGACACUGUCACCUCCCAUAAUUCCCAUUAUGAGAGUAUCAAGAGUCUGGAGGACAGGGUCCAAGACGCCUACGUCAGCCGAAUAACAAGAGACAGUGCAUUUGCACCUUAUGAGCCUCCUCAGGAGGCGUCCCAGUUCCCAUACCUCGGAUCGCACCAGGAGACCGAUCCGACCAUCAACGCUGAGGACAGCAGAUCAGUCUCCAGUUAUCCUGGCUACGACUUCGCCCAAAAGACAAAUCAUCAUGUACGCCAGCACAUCAGAAAUGAUUCUAGAGGCACAUCGAGCAGCUUCAAUCUCACCAACUGCAACAAUCCAACCACUCAAGCCAUCAUGGAGUCAAUAUAUGGUCCCCAGGUUGUCACCACAUUGCUUCAUAAUACUCAGAAUUACGGAAAUGAUGUUCUCCGAAAAAUGGAAGCCCCCCAGAAUGUCGAGCUGACGCCAUUCCACAGCCCUUUUUCCGACGAUUUGACCUACGGUAUUCAUGCAAAUACAAAAGCUCAGGGAUUGCAGAGAGUAUCGCAAUAUAUUCAAAGUUUGCCAGAUCUACCUAUGUAUGAGCCAGUGAAUGAUCAACCAGACGAUCGGGAGGAAUCCAUGUUUUCCGAUUUGGAUGGUGGAGUUGAUGAUGACAGAGGCGGUUUACCCAGUGGAAAUGAAUUGACACCGAGUCCAGUACCACCACCAGCACCACCUGAUCCGCCAAAUCCCUUAGAUAUACAUCGGAAAAAUGGGCCCACCACGGGUGAGAGGAUCUUCAGUGCUCUACGUUCAGUCACAUCCCAGAGUUAUAUCGACGCGUCCGAGUUUUAUAAUUCAGUACUAUCGUCCGCCCAACAAGUUCCCAAACUCACAUUUCCUGGAAUGACGAGAUCAUCGAUACAACUCGCUGAUACAAAUACUUCGAAUAAUUUGCAAGACGAAAUGGCGGAAUACUACGGUGAUGUUGAAUCAACGGCUCUCAAUAUUGACGGCUCAAGGCGUGGGUCUGAUCUGUACAGUCCGGAACUUAAUUUAAAAGCUCACCAGACCGCACAGCAGGUGUACAACAGUCUUCAGGAUCCACCAGCUUCGCCUCUUCUUCUCAAGGAUCUGGACCAGGAGCCCUAUCCCUACAUGUCCGACCCGAGCUUCACGAGAACUUCUGAGGACAUCUUCAACAGCCUCGAACAGAGGAGGAAAAGCAUGGAAAGGCUGAAUGGAAUUCACGAGUUCGUGGAGAUGGAGAUUAAUGAUACUCAGAGAAAACGAAGUGCUCACGACUGGUUCGCCGUUCUCGAGGAGAUGCACAUGAAGCGCCGUCUGUCACAAAGUAUCGAGGAUGCAUUCAGUUGCUACACGGGUACGGAAAUUGACGACGGAAAUACAGGAAGUAGACGGGAGUCGCAGGGACCAGAGCCGGAACCACCCCCCGACGAGGCCAAUUUGAAAAGGGCAAUAAGCUGUGAGAGUGUUUGUUCAGAUACCAGUGUCGUGCUCGCUGAUAUUGAGGAUGUUACGGUAGUUGGUCAUAUUUGCGUGGGUCUCGAGUAUGAGAGGUGGGGUGGACGUGGGGCCGAUAUUGAGGGGGAUCUCGCUGCCAGUGUUCUCGAGGCGAGGGAUCUAAUCACACCAGACGGACAACCCGCUCAGGAUACAUUAGUGAGGGCGUGCCUGCUGCCAGACCGGCAGACUCAUGUACAAACGAGGCUCUGCCGAGGCUCACCGUCCCCGAGCUAUCAAGAGAAAUUUUUAUUUCCACUCGAUGGUGGCCCCAUUGGCAGAACAUUACUAUUAGAGAUAUUUUCCGUCGACAUUGGCUUGGGGGGUGGGGUUUCUCUCUUGGGUGAAGCCUCUCUCAAGUUGGGACCCGCUGCUCGACCACCAGCCACAACUUGGUUACCUGUAGUUAGUCCGGCUGUACCGAUACCUCAUCUCGGUGAACUCAUGUUCUCUUUGAGUUAUCUGCCGACAGCUGAGAGGCUCACACUUGUCGUCGUCAAGGCGAGAAAUCUUCGUGGAGCUGAUGCCGUACCUGGUGACUUCUUUGUUAAGGUUUACCUACUCCAGAAGGGGAAAAAGCUUCACAAGAAGAAGACUUCCUGCAAGCGCGGGGAGAAAAGUCCGACUUUCAAUGAGGCGAUGAUUUUCAAUGUUUCUGCUCACGCUUUACAGACAAUUCAAUUGAGACUGACAGUAGCGGAGUCGACGAACGAUCAGCCGAUGAAUCCCAAGCCCGAGUCCAUAGGCCACGUCAUAAUCGGGGCAACCGCAACAGGGAAGUCCUUGGCGCACUGGCGGCAAAUGUUGGCAUCGCUGAGGCAUCCUGUUGUCAUGUGGCAUCCUCUCAGAAAGUGAAGAGGCC
This is a messenger RNA of Diachasmimorpha longicaudata, 3340 nucleotides long. RefSeq lists its product as uncharacterized. Gene Ontology annotation, biological process: calcium-ion regulated exocytosis; regulation of dopamine secretion; regulation of calcium ion-dependent exocytosis. The coding region runs from base 313 to 3333 and encodes 1006 amino acids. Lineage: Eukaryota; Metazoa; Arthropoda; Insecta; Hymenoptera; Braconidae. Gene Ontology annotation, molecular function: calcium ion binding; phosphatidylserine binding; calcium-dependent phospholipid binding. The record is from RefSeq and is a predicted model, not a curated record. The transcript is spliced from 14 exons. Gene Ontology annotation, cellular component: exocytic vesicle; plasma membrane.